CAAAAGAAAAAGAGACAGUAAACCAAUUUCGCUGAUGAGGACUUCCUUAUAAAUAAUGGCCAUCUCAUCCGCAAAAUCCAUCAGCAUACACGGCUAGCUGAAUGUUAUACAGCAGAAGAAAGAGAAUCAGAUAAGAUGGCGAGAGCCCUGUUCUCUCUGUUGUGUGUCACAAUCAUUCUUCUGAGCUCUGUAGGCUGCAACAAUGGCGGAUCUAUCCCAUCCCACAAGGAGGCUCUGUUUGUGUUCGGAGAUUCUCUCUUCGAUCCUGGCAAUAGCCGAUACACCAACACUACCCAGAGAGAUACACCAUCUCACUGGCCUUAUGGUAUCACCUACUUCAAGCAUCCCACUGGCAGAAUCUCCGACGGCCGUGUCGUCCCUGAUUUCAUAGCUCUGUUUGCAAAGUUGCCUAUAUUUCAAGCAUAUCUGAAACCAGGAGCUCAAGACUACACUAAUGGAGCCAAUUUUGCUUCUGGUGGAGCAGCUGUUCUUAAUCUAGCCCCUUUUGGAAUCUCUUUCCCGAAACAAGUGAGCUACUUGAAAGAUGUGGUAAAUUCACUGAAACAAAAAUACGGUGAAAAAGAAGCCAAUAGGAUAAUGGGGAGUGCUGUGUACUUGUUCAGUAUAGGAGGCAAUGAUUACUUCAGACUAUCCCAAAACCUCACAGCUUUAGAGCAAGCCCAACACGUCCAAAACGUCAUUGGCAACUUGACAAACUCUCUCAAGGAGGUAUACAGGCUAGGAGGCAGAAAAAUCGCGUUUCAAAACGUAGGACCAUUGGGAUGUACACCAUCUAACAGAGCAACAACCACUAAUCCUAGCGGUCGCUGCGUUGAAUUCUUACUGGCAAUGGCUAGGCGACACAACAGGGCUCUGUCUGUAGCACUUCACAAGUUACAGAGCACGUUGCCUGGAUUCAAGUAUUCCAUAUUCGAUUACUACAAGGCACUUUUAGACAUGAACAACAAUCCUUCCAAAUAUGGGCUUAAGGAAGGGAAAUCAGCAUGCUGUGGGAACGGAGCGUACAGAGGAAGUGGGUGUGGAGGAGGAUUCAGUGGGAACGAGACGUUCCAGGUAUGCAGCAAUCCAAGUGAGUAUGUGUGGUUUGAUGGAGGCCAUACCACUGACAGUGCCAACAAGAAAUUAGCAGAGCUCAUAUGGCAUGGAUCUCCACAUGUCACAGGGCCUUAUACUGUGAAGCAGCUAUUUGAAUCUCACUAACAUAUAUAGCUUACUAUUGCCUUUUUCUUUAUGUAUGUAUGCUUUGUAUAAUAAAGCUUCCUGGCUUUUUGUGAUUA
Prosopis cineraria is the source of this 1298-nucleotide messenger RNA. RefSeq names its product GDSL esterase/lipase 1-like. Bases 136 to 1221 code for a protein of 361 amino acids. Lineage: Eukaryota; Viridiplantae; Streptophyta; Magnoliopsida; Fabales; Fabaceae. The record is from RefSeq and is a predicted model, not a curated record. Gene Ontology annotation, molecular function: hydrolase activity, acting on ester bonds. The transcript is spliced from 5 exons.